Parnassius apollo (apollo) is the source of this 429-nucleotide messenger RNA. The record is from the annotation of a GenBank genome assembly. Lineage: Eukaryota; Metazoa; Arthropoda; Insecta; Lepidoptera; Papilionidae.
AUGCAAGGAAAUUACGAAGUCUCCGCCAAAGAUGGUUACAAAUCUAUCAAGGCUGAUGCACAAGCUCGGUGCGGUAAGAUCAGGAGGGACGUAAAAUUAGUUGUUAAAGCAACACCCCGCGAACUGGAAGCACUCAUCGUUGCAAACGCACCGGACGCGGAGAAACUGAAGAAACUGGAGAUCAAGAUCGACAGCAAGAAACGUGAAUUUAAAUUCAAACUGGAUACUAACCCAACUCACGUGAGAUUAUUGGUCAACACACCGUUGGUCAAAGUCCAUGAGUUGGAAGGUACAAUGCUCUUCCGCAGUCGCAACAGCGAAGAAGGUGACAUGUACUUCAUCAUUUUUGAUAGAAAACCAGUCCUACUGCAUGCGGAAGUCAAAGACUACAAAUAUUAUGAAAUCCAGUCUGGGUAUAGUGGUGAGUAA